Messenger RNA from Trifolium pratense (red clover), 2047 nucleotides. RefSeq names its product protein MOR1-like. The transcript has 15 exons. Gene Ontology annotation, molecular function: microtubule plus-end binding; microtubule plus end polymerase activity. The record is from RefSeq and is a predicted model, not a curated record. Gene Ontology annotation, biological process: establishment or maintenance of microtubule cytoskeleton polarity; mitotic spindle organization; microtubule polymerization. Gene Ontology annotation, cellular component: centrosome; spindle pole; kinetochore. Bases 1055 to 1855 code for a protein of 266 amino acids. Lineage: Eukaryota; Viridiplantae; Streptophyta; Magnoliopsida; Fabales; Fabaceae.
UGCAGACCUCAUUGGGUCACUCAUUCCUGGAAUUGAAAAAGCAUUAAAUGACAAAUCAUCUACCUCAAUUUUGAAGCCCUGAUAUUCUUGUUCGUUAUGAUACCUCAAUUAUACUAGUGAUACCUCAAUUAAUGCAUGUGAUUUACAAUUUUUCCUCCUGCGGAAAUGGAUGGAAAUUAUAGGUCAGGCACAUCAAAAUGUUGAAGCAGGGCUUACAUUCUUAACCUUAUUGGCUUUUCUGUGCAAAAUACACGUGCAAGUGCAUCUACUGCAGCGGUACAUACCUGGUCUGUGGAUGCCAACCAGUUCAUUGCUGAUGGAGAGGAUGCCACUUAUAGCAGCCGCAUUUCUGAACGGAAGCGCUAGGUUAGCAAAACGCUAAACCUAAUUGAUAAAGACAAGCCGCAAGCAUAAACUUGUCAAGAUAGGGUUUCGGAGUCCACCGAAAAUUGAGAAAAAAAGAUUGAAAAAUCCUCAGAUAUUUGAGGGUCUACCAACGUUCUUUCCCAAAGUGCCCCAGAGUCUUCACACAAAUUUCUGGAUGCCUCAACUAGGAUUGUCAAGCUUAUCUUAUCCUUCCUCGUCAUGUUUAUUCCCUCCUUCCUUCGCGUGAAACGUAUGCUGUAUUAAUAUUGUCAUGGUAUGCACCCAAUGGUCCCAAUUUGUAACAUUAGAAAAAGUUUUUGCUUUUGCUUCAAUCAUUUCAUGGAACUUACCUUUUCUAAGUUCUAAAGUCAGUACUAUAACAACUAUUUGAGACACAGGUAUGUGAUAUUGAUUUCAGUUUUCUUAAUUCUUAUGGGCUGAUAUACAUGCUUAAAAUUUAUAUCUCCAUUUUCAAUAUCUGAGUUAUAUUUUGCACUGAGAUAUAUAUAUAUAGAAGUGCUUACUUAUUAUUUUUUGUAGUGUAAACUGUUUCUUUUAUGUUGAAAUGUUACAGAAUUUAUUGCAGUAACAAAUAAGAUGGCUAUAUUGCAUGUUGCUUUUACUUAUUUUUAUGUUUAAACAACUAGUUUUUUGAAAACUGUUAGCUUUAUUGUCGGUCUAGAAAUUCAUGAAGGAGCAUAAGAAUCAUAAGGUUCGUAGUGAGGGAAUUUUGUGGAUGGUUUCUGCUGUUGAGGAUUUUGGUGUAUCACAUUUAAAGCUUAAGGAUUUAAUUGAUUUUGUUAAAGAAAUUGGUCUGCAGUCAAGUGCAGCUGCUACUAGAAAUGCAUCAAUUAAACUCUUGGGUGUUCUGCAUAAAUUUGUUGUUCCAGGGAGCAUCUACAGUGCCCAGAAAACUGUCAGGGUAUCAGAUUCAUCCUCAUCCGUUGUGGCUGGUGGGCUGGAUAGCUUGCAUCGUGAAGAUAUUAGUGGAAAGGUUACUCCGACUCCCUUGAAGAGUUUCGAAAGCUCUGAUUGGAAGGUUCGCAUGGAGUCUGUUGAUGCUGUAAACAAAAUACUGGAAGAAGCUAAUAAUAAUAAGUGCAUUCAAUCAAUUGGAACUGGUGAUUUAUUUGGCGCUCCCAGGGGACGACUCAAUGAUAGCAACAAAAACCAAGUCAUGGCUACCUUGACAACAAUUGGUAAUGUUGCAUCUGCAAUGCGUCAAGCUGUUGAGAAGUCAAGCAAAGGCAUAUUGAAAUGUUUUGGGGACAACAGGAAGCACAUGAGAGCAACUUUCUGGGUUAAAGUAGUUUUGCUGAAGCUGCUACUGCUGAAGCUAGCCUCUUCUGCAAUGGAUAAAUCCUCUGAUGUUCGCAAGGCCACAAAGACUUAUAUUAAUGAGAUACUUAGAGUUAGUGAGCAUGACAUGACUGAAAAGAUUGUCAAGACAUUCAUGGAUCAGCACUGGCACUUGUUCUUGAGAAGAUAAAACCAUAUGGAGCUUUUCAAGGUGCCUAUACCUCAUUGGGUCACUCAUUCCUGGAAUUGAAAAAGCAUUAAAUGACAAAUCAUCUACCUCAAUUUUGAAGCCCUGAUAUUCUUGUUCGUUAUGAUCGAACUCUUCUUGGUGGUCGUAGUACUCGUGCUAGGUUCCAGAAAUCUUACCGUUAAAUUGUUUUUG